This is a messenger RNA of Vombatus ursinus (common wombat), 1994 nucleotides long. It is a transcript of the gene DCN, whose product is annotated as decorin. Lineage: Eukaryota; Metazoa; Chordata; Mammalia; Diprotodontia; Vombatidae. The record is from RefSeq and is a predicted model, not a curated record. Gene Ontology annotation, molecular function: protein binding. Bases 259 to 1329 code for a protein of 356 amino acids. The transcript is spliced from 8 exons.
UUCUUCCUCCUCCUAACUGGGCUAUGGAGUAGAAAGAAGAAAGAAGGUUUUCCACCAAGUGACAGUCACAGUGCAGUAACCUUCCCCCCUCCUCCUCCUCUUCCUCCUCCUCUCCACACCUGCAAACUUUUUUUCCCCUGCCUGGGUUGAAUAUUUAGUGUAAUUACAUCUCAGCUUUUGAGGGCUCCUGUGACAAAGCCCUGGAUGAAAAGGUAUGGUUUUCAGUUCUCUGCUCCUGAAAAAUCAAUGAAAUAAACCAUGAAAUCUACUAUCAUCUUCCUCCUUCUUGUACCAGUUUGCUGGGCCAAACCAUUUCAAACGGGCUUAUUUGACUUUAUGCUCGAGGAUGAGGCCUCUGGAGUAGGUCCCACCGACCGCAUUUUUGAGCUAGAACCAUUGGGGCCAGUCUGCCCUUUCCGUUGCCAGUGCCACCUUCGAGUUGUUCAGUGUUCUGAUUUGGGCCUGGAAUCAGUGCCAAAAGAUCUCCCUCCAGACACAACCCUGCUGGAUUUACAGAACAACAAAAUUGCUGAAAUAAAAGAUGGAGAUUUUAAGAACCUGAAGGAUCUCCAUGCUUUAAUUCUGGUUAACAACAAAAUCAGCAAAAUCAGCCCUGGGGCCUUUUCUCCUCUGGGAAAACUGGAGAGACUGUACCUGUCCAAGAAUCAGCUGAAGGAACUGCCAGUCAACAUGCCCAAGAGCCUUCAGGAACUGCGGGCCCAUGAGAAUGAGAUCACCAAACUGAAGCCUGCUGUCUUCAACGGACUCAAUCAGAUGAUCGUCAUAGAGCUGGGCACCAACCCCCUCAAGAGCACAGGAAUAGAUCCUGGGACCUUUAGUGGACUGAAGAAACUCUCCUAUAUCAGAAUUUCAGACACUAAUAUAACUUCUGUCCCUCGAGGUCUUCCAGCUUCUCUCACUGAACUCCAUCUUGAUGGCAACAAAAUCACGAAAGUCGAGGCAGCCAGCCUAAAAGGACUCAACAGCUUGACUAAAUUGGGUCUUAGUUUCAACAGCAUUUCUGCGAUGGACAAUGGAUCUCUGGCCAACACACCCCGCCUGAGAGAGCUUCACUUGGACAACAACAAGCUCCUGAAAGUGCCUGGAGGCCUGGCGGAGCAUAAAUAUAUUCAGGUGGUCUACCUCCACAACAACAACAUUUCCAAUGUGGGAUCCAAUGACUUCUGCCCCCCAGGCUACAACACCAAAAAAGCUUCUUACUCAGGCGUAAGCCUCUUCAGCAACCCAGUACGGUACUGGGAGAUCCAGCCCUCGACUUUCCGAUGCGUCUACGAACGUUCUGCCAUCCAGCUGGGGAACUAUAAAUAGAUCUAGAGAGAGAAUGUAAGCGAAAGAGGGGGUUUGGUUGUGUAACAGCUACAAAUGAUGUGGCGAAGGCCUGUUAGUGUAAAGCUAGAUACUGGAAAUCUAACUGUCAAGCAGACUUUCCCUUUACAAUUAGUUCACUAUGCAUUUAGACCAAAUAUGCAGUUGAAAUAAUUGCCUACCAUGAUUUAAAAAAUAAUAAUAUUUUGCCUGCAAUUUUCAGCCUAUUUUCUGAAACAUCUUUCAAGUGUCUCCCAAUUUUCACAAAUUGUUGUAUAUGAGAUUUAAAGUAGACAUUUGUCUAACAUUUGAUCAUUAAACUUUAACUUUUGAAAUCUUGACAAUGGAUCAAGUUUAAAAGGGAACUUUUUUUUUUCUUUUUUGCUAAUUACUGAAGCAAUCGUUGUCUUUGGCUUUAAUUCAAACCCUGGAGGUUUACUAAUUCAUAUCCACUAUCAUCUUGUAAGCAUCAUGUUGAAUGUAUCUAUUUACGCAGGCUAUGUAAAAAGCGCUAUCAUCAUUGUUUUGGCAAAAAAAAUACUCAUAAUGUAUUCAUAUUUACAUUUUUAAAAAGUGUUGGUUUACAAACCUUCCCUGAACAGAAUCUUUUAAAGAAAGCACAACUCACUUUGGCUACCAAAAUAAUAAAUCAUUUCAAGUUCCAGGCA